Molecule: messenger RNA, 950 nt
Organism: Myxozyma melibiosi
Lineage: Eukaryota; Fungi; Ascomycota; Lipomycetes; Lipomycetales; Lipomycetaceae
Product: Glyoxalase/Bleomycin resistance protein/Dihydroxybiphenyl dioxygenase
Exons: 1
Coding region: 273-920 (215 amino acids)
Source: RefSeq, a predicted model, not a curated record
CCGGGGCGGAACUUUGUGGGGAGAAAAAGUAAACAAAGAAAAGGAUUAAGUGGGGCAGGGUGCGGGGUAUUUGCGUGUUUAUGUUUACACGUCCCGAUUGGGAUGGUACAUCGGGUUAGGGCUUAAGAGGGGGAAACGCCCGAUAGAGCCAACCCCACAUAUUAUCUUGACGCAACCACCGUCUGACCUCAGCUCUCCAUAACGACCCUUCAUCGUCAGUACAGCAGUCACUUGAGAUUUGGUCUUCUUACAACUACUCAGUAUUGAAGAAGAUGUCUGCAGUUACACCAUUCCCCGAAGGAGAGUUCUUGCCAGCUGGAGGCGGUUUUAUCGAGCAGAAGCCGCUGCCAGCAGAUGCGCCCGAGACAAAGUACCGGCUGAACCACUUUAUGAUGCGGAUUCGGGACCCCAAGAUCUCGCUGCCGUUCUACACCGAGGCGAUGGGAAUGCGGAUCCUGUUCACGAUGAACACCGGUCCGUUCACGAUCUACUACCUGGGUUAUCCGCAGACGGACGAGCAUCGCGCGGAUCUGACCAAGUUUGCGCUCGAUACGCUGCCGGUGAUGCAGCACACGCUCGGGUUGCUCGAGCUCUAUCAUGUGCACGGAAGCGAGAAGCAGGAGCCGGGGUACAUCAACACCGGGAAUGAUCCGCUGCGUGGAGGGGUUGGAUUUAGUCAUUUGGGAUUCACGGUUCCAGACGUGCCGGCUGCGGUCGAGCGACUGACAAAGAUGGGCGCGACGGUGUUCAAGCCUCUUGGUGUCUCGAACCGGGACACGAUCCCGUUGAGCGAGUGGGAGGCCGAGAGGGGGGUUGGAGAGGGCGUGAUUAACGAGAAUUAUCACAAGAUUUUCAAGCAGAUUGCGUUCUUGCAGGAUCCAGAUGGAUACAUUGUCGAGCUGGUUCCUCAGGAUUUGUAGAGAUGAUUACACAAUAGGUAGAGAAUGAAU